Molecule: messenger RNA, 945 nt
Organism: Rubroshorea leprosula
Lineage: Eukaryota; Viridiplantae; Streptophyta; Magnoliopsida; Malvales; Dipterocarpaceae
Source: the annotation of a GenBank genome assembly
CAUGAUGAGCUUUUUAGGGAGAAAUUUGGAUCAGGGUUUGUGAGGUCUCUUAAGGCUAGGUGUACGAUGAGAUAAGAUUACUAUAAACUUCGAUAUGUAGCCUAUUGGUUUAGCACAUACUUCUGAAACCACAAUCUUCAUGGGAAUGCCCGUUUCUCUGUAUUUUACAUUAUUUUGCUGUGUUAAUACUUGAGAGUGGUGAUCUAAGAUAGAAGUAUUUGAAAAUUUUUAUGUGUAUUAUUCAGUUUUCUAUGAUAGUCCAUGACUCAAAUAUGGCUUUCAGAUAGAUUUAGCUGUUUUAGUUCAGUACAUGUGAAAUAUGACAUGUCUUUGGUGCUUUCUAUUGAUCUUGCCAACAUGGUGACAAGGAGGACCAUUCACGCUCCUAAAGCAUGUUUACAUGCUUUGCUGGGUUAUCUCAGUCCUCCCUGAUCAAAUAUAGCAAUAAAAAGGAUUCAAAUUUUGUUUAUAGAUUGCAUAGGGCUGUCUGCUGGUGAAUUAGAAUUAUCAGUUUAGUUCUCUUCCUGUAAUACGUUGUGAAACCUGAUUUCUCUUUAGUUAGGAUAUAUUUUUAUGUUUUUGCAGUGUCAUAUUUUGUAUGAUGUCUUUCAAAGUUGCAUUUCAGGGCUUUUCAGUGGGAGGUCAUCCAAGGAAAAGGAAAGGAAAGGAAAGGAAAGGAAAGAAUACACAUGGAGUGUAAGAAGGUGGGGUAAAGAUGUGGGCUUGUCUUCUCUGCUUUUUGUAAAUGGAUGGGUUCUAAUGGGCUCAUGGGCCCAAAUCACUUCCUUCCUUUUUCCUUUGUCCAGUAUUCCUUAGCCCAAUUUACACAAGAAUUACAGAUGACAAUUGCCAUGGUUACAACAGUUUGGUAAGAAAAACGCCAAGUUCAGGAUGCUAAUGAACAAAAUAAUGGUAUAAGGAUUGUAAUGAACAAAUUUUCAAAGU